AUGUCUAGUCGAUUAUUAAAAAAGUUCUUAAAAGAACAAAAUAGAGAUGAAAUAAAUAAAAUAAAUCAAUCUGUGGAAGCAGAAUCAUUACCUCUAAAUCCUGCUCCUAAAAAAAAAAAACAAAUUUUCAAAUAUUUAGAAGAAUCACAAAGUGAUGAAAAUACAAGUGGAAAUAUAACUCAUGUGGAUGAAGAUGACAAAACAACAAUUUCUAGCAAAAAUGCACAAAAUCAAAAUAAACAAAAAAAAGGGGGAUUAAGCAAAAAAGAGACCGAACAACAUACAAAACAAGAAACAGAAGAAAACAAAAAGAAAAAAAAGAAAAAAAAAAAGAAAAAAAAUAAAGACGACGAAAUUGAAGACUUAUUAAAUAAAAUUGGUGAAGAACAAGAACGAAAUAUAAAAAAAAAACAAAAUGAAAGCAAUAAUAAUAGCAAUAUCAAUAGUGGCGAAUUCUCGAAGGAAUAUCAUGAGCAAAGGGAAAAGGUCCAGCUUUGGGCAUGUACACAUGAAAAAUAUAAAUAUUGCUUAAAAUUAGAAAAAAAUAAUUUUGAUGUAAAUGUAGAAUUAAAAAGAAUAUUUGGUAAAGAUUUUGUUAAAGAAAACAAAUUUGUUAAAAAAAGUAAAAUAAAAUAUUUGAAAAAUUGGCUAGUUCAAGAUUAUAGUAUAAAAACAAUACAAGCACCAUUAACUAUGAAAUAUUUUGACAACGAAUUUAAAAUUGAAAAAGAAAAAUUAUAUUUAGAAGCAGAAAAUUUAUUCUAUUUAUUAUUAGAUACACAUGAUAUACAAUCAAUGAAUGAUUUGAUAAAAAAAUAUCCAUUUCAUAUAGAUACACUAUUAAUAUUAGGUGAAUAUUAUAAUGAAGCAAAUAAUUAUGAAGUAGCUAAUCAGUAUAUUAAAAUGGCUUUAUUAUUAUUACAAAACAUUUUUCAUAUGAAUUUUAAUAUAGAUUAUAUAAAUAAUAAUCAUAAAAUAUAUGUUAAUCCACAACUAUAUGAUAAUAAAGUUUUAUUUAAAACCUUAUAUAUGCAUAUGCAAUCUCUUGAAUAUGAAGGUUGUACUAUAACGUCGUUAGAAAUUGCAAAACUUUUGUGUAAAAUUGAUUUAUGCAAUGAUUUAUGUGGUAUACUUUUAAGAAUUGAUGGAAUUAUGCUAAAAGGAAAUGUUUUUGAAUUUUUGGUUUUUUUUUCAUUUAAUUUUAUCCUUCAAAAUAUUCAUUAUGUUAUGCCACUAUCUAGAACUAACGAAAUUAUAUCAGAUUUUUUUUUUAACGAAAAUAAUUUCAAAAAUGAAGUUAUUGCUAAAAAAGAUGAUGAAAAAAUAAUAAAUACAUCAACAAUUGAGAAAACGAGCAAUAAUGUUAAAAAUGACAAAAAUUGUACUACGGAAAAAUUAAAUCCAAAUGAAGAAUUCUCCCAUAAUAUUCCUACUACCCAUCAAAAUACUAAUGAACUAUCAAAAAUACGAGAAAAUAUUUUAAAAAUGGAAUGCGAAGAAAGCAUUUCCUCAUUAAAACGACAGGAUGAAGAUAUUCUCAAUGAUGAAAAAAUAGUUUAUGAACAGUUCAGUCAAAAUAAUGAUUUUACUAAAAAAAUACCUGAACAAGAUAGAAAUAAUGACAAAUUGGAUUAUUUACAAAACACACACACAAAAAAAAAAUACGAUUUUCAAAAUUAUGAAAUUAGACUUCACUUUAUUUUACCAAAUUUCGCCUUUUCUAUACCAUUAUGUUUAUAUCUAAAAAAUAACACUAAUGUGAAUUACAAUGAAAUUAAUGAAAUUAAAAAAAGUGAUAUAUUAUCUUCUUUUUCUUAUGAAGAAUGUAAAUUUUUAAUUCCACAUUUUAAUAUAAAUUUUAAUUGUUACUGGGGUAAUAAUCAUGUUAGCAACUUAUGUGACAAAAAAAAUAUAUCAUAUUCUUUAUCAUAUUCUUCUCAUCUGUUCUUAAUUAGGGCAUUAUUAUUUUACCCCGAUUUUGUUCAAAUAUUUGUAAAAUAUAAUAAUUUUAAUACAUCAAAAAUUGUUAAAAAUACUAUAUAUGAUAUAUCCUUUAAGCAUAUAUUGUCACAUCCGCCAUUUUCAGACAAUACUUUAUUUAGUAAUAAAGAAGAGUAUGAAAUCGUACAAAAAAUAAUAUUAGCUUAUCUGGAAAAAAAUAAUAUAUAUUAUAAAUCUGAAAAAAUGAUUACCUGGAUACAUGUGUGCAGUGCAUUUGUACACGAAAUGUAUAAGGAUGAAUUGGUGGCCGAGGAACUCGAUGAAGCACGAAAACAAUGGCGCAGACGAAUUCCACUUUUAGAUAUAAAUAAAUAUAAAGGAAUACGAGUGAGCGAAUUUAAAUCCAGAAAUUAUUUAUUACCCGAUUUCAUGAUGGAGAAAACUGUAUCACAUCCAGCUCCUGUCCCCAACACAACAUCACAAUAUUAUGUUUCACUAGAUAGCAAUGUGCUUGUAGCUUUUUUUCAAUGUUUACUUCCUUGGUAUCAAGUAGAUUAUUAUGGCACGCAUUCAAGGCCUGUGUAUUUGGGAACAAUAUUGGAAACAGUGAUAGAAGGAACUAAGCGUUUUUUAAAUAUUUAA
This is a messenger RNA of Plasmodium berghei ANKA, 2583 nucleotides long. RefSeq names its product transcription factor 25, putative. NCBI's taxonomy places the organism in Eukaryota, Apicomplexa, Aconoidasida, Haemosporida, Plasmodiidae. Gene Ontology annotation, cellular component: RQC complex. The transcript is spliced from 3 exons. The record is from RefSeq and is a predicted model, not a curated record. The coding region runs from base 1 to 2583 and encodes 860 amino acids.